AUGGCGAAGAAAAAUCAUAUGCCUCGUCGUCACGAUCGUCUUAGGCCUGGUUUGAAACGUGGAUCAGAACCCAUUACUAUUCACCCUGCUGCUUUGGGGGAGGAGCUUGAAAUUCAACAUAGAAAAAUGCAGAGGAUCAUAACUGAGAAUCGGCUUCUUAUUGAAGACAAUACACUUCUUCAAACAGAAUUGACAGCUGCAAACAAUGAGAUUCACAGACUGGGACAGGUCGUACUCAAACUUCAGGCUGAUAAAGAGGCGCAGGGCAGGGAGUUGAUUGAGAUUCAAAUGAAGCUAGAAGAUGAACUACAUGCUUCUGAGCCUCUAAAAACUGAGGUUUUGCAGCUAAGGGAAGAAGUUCAGGAUUUAAAUGCUUUCCGUCAGGAGUUAACUGCCCAAAUUCAGGGUUUGAUGCACGAAAUUGCUCAAGUAGAAGCUGAGAAUCAGCAAUUGGCUUCAGUGAGAGCUGAUGCUGACCAAAUGCACGAGGAGCUUGUUGAGGCCAGGAGAGCUUUUGAGUAUGAGAAAGCCAAUGAGGAACAAGUUGGCCAAAGGCUGAGAAUGGAAAACAACAUGUCGCACAUGGCCCAUAGAACUGAGAAGCUACAAGCUGAGCAGCUGAAUGCCAAUAGGAGAGCACAUGGAUAUUGCAUUCACUGUCCCCUGUGCAAUUGUCCGAAUGGUGCUGAGAGCUACCUUGUUUUUCAACUCGACGCUGAGUCUGAGUUGGACACUCCAGAGAUGUUUUCGCAGAAAAGAGCAAGGAGCAUGGAAUUGCGUUUUCGCACAGGGAAUCUCCAAUGCUUUAGUAUGCUGGGUACUAAGUGGUGGCAGUGGAACAGUGACGGUGAGUCAGUGAGAAUUCUGGGUGGACUGUAUUCGAGCUACUAA
Dovyalis caffra is the source of this 891-nucleotide messenger RNA. The record is from the annotation of a GenBank genome assembly. Lineage: Eukaryota; Viridiplantae; Streptophyta; Magnoliopsida; Malpighiales; Salicaceae.